GAAAAUUCGCAGGCCGCACGCACAGAGGGCGCUGUACUGAUACAUGUAGCUCUGUUCGAUAGCUGCCGCCAAAGUUAAACCUGAGUGAGGAACGAUCGAUUUUUGAAGUUUGAUUAUGGCCUGUAUGCGGAAGCUUUCCUCGGAUACAAUACGACUUGUCACCAGCUCACAAGUUAUUACAUCAGUUGUAAGCGUCAUCAAAGAACUCAUUGAGAAUUCACUGGAUGCAGGAAGUGACAAUAUUGAAAUCAAAUUGGAAAAUUAUGGCUUUGAUAAAAUUGAGGUGCGAGACAAUGGGAGUGGCAUCAAACCCAUUGAUGCUCCGUUUAUGGCGCGACGACACUUCACAUCCAAGAUAUCCCAGCAUGCUGAUCUAGAAUAUCUAGCAACAUACGGUUUCCGUGGCGAAGCUCUGGGAUCACUCUGUGCCAUGUCUUCAGUUACCAUAGUAACAAAGACACAAGAUGAUGAGUUUGGACGCCAUUAUGUUUUGGAUCACGAAGGAGAAAUUGUCACAUCUAAACCAUCUCAUCUUGGAAAUGGAACUACUGUGACUGCGAUGCAUUUAUUCAAGAAUGUUCCGGUUCGCAAACAGUACUACACCAAUGCCAAGAGAAGAAGGGAUGAACUGAAGAAAGUAGAGGAGUUGGUAAUGAGCUAUGGUGUCAUACGUCCUGCAGUACGCUUCGCGCUCAGUCAUAACAAGAGCUCCCUCUGGCAAAAAUGUAAAGUAGCCAAUCACAAGGCAGCUUUGAUAAACACUUGGGGAUCUAGUGUGAUGUCUCAUAUGCAAUACAUACAGCGAUUGGACGACGAGACUGAGGUGCGAAUAGAAGGCUUUGUACCAAGUCUAUCUGCAGACAGCCAAUCAGCAUCAAGAGCUGUAUCAGACAGGUGUUGGAUUGCAAUCAAUGGUCGACCAAUCAUCUUCAAGGAUAUUGAGAAGAUGGUGAAGCAAUCAUACUGUCAAGCAGUGAAGCAUGACAUGGUGUCCGUCCGUUAUUUGGUCAUGUUUAUAAGCAUCAGCCUACCUCAGCAUCAUGUGGAUGUGAACCUGGAACCAAAUAAAACUAAAGUAAUGCUUCAAAACAAGGAAGUUGUGUUUUCGGUCCUGUCCGAUUUAUUGGAUGAGGUUUAUGGAAGAAAAGCAGAUGACCACAUUGCUGAUGUAGUCAUCCCAAACUCCACACACCAACAGGCCAACAACAUUCAACCAGUAGAUAACUUGCCAACUCAACUAGGGUUUAAUGACAGAACUCUCUGCAACACCAACACCGCAUUUGAAGACAAUCAUGUACCUACAUGUACUUCUGAUGGUGGUGUUAAGAAUGAAAAUACGUGGUCUAUUGAGAAAUUAGACUGUGAAAGGGAAAGUGCUGUAUAUCAAAGUAUUAAUCUUGGAAAGCCAUCUCAUCAAGAUCAUAACCAUGAUGUUCCAGUGUGCAAAGCCACCGAGGAGCCAAAGGGGAUCGCAGAAACACCUUGCUCUGCACAAAAUGUACCCACCACUACCAAGAAUCUUCCGAGUGCAUCCAAUGAUCAGACUGUCGGGGACAGCAUACAACAAAACAUAUUCCAGCUGAAUUUUAGUAUCUUUGAUGAUGUUGAUUUUGAGCUGGAGAAAGUGGAUGAAACUGCAGCAACUAUUGCUUUGGAUGAAGCAAAGUGCCCAGAAAGUGACCUAAUGAACCAAAAUGUUUUACAUCAAGCAGACAAUACAACAAUGUGUGAUUAUCUAAUCGAGGAAACUGCUGGAAAUGUCCAAUCAGUGACAUCAUCAGUCAAUCUUACCGACUGGAGUAAAGGAAGAGGACUAACAAACAAAGAUGGCAGACCACUUGAACCUGCAACACUCCAUAUCCCCAGGAAAGCGGUUGAGGAGAGACUAGUAACCAAUCACAUUGAACCAGGUCAACUUUCAACCAAUCAGAGAACUUCAAACUCUGAGUCACCUUUUCAAGUUCCAGCAGAUUGUACAAACACAAACCAGAAUAAACUGGCCAGGAUACCACACACUGUUACUUUGGGUAACAGCAUGACAUCAUCAUCAUCAACCAAUCAGGAAGCAGAUGAUCUUACACCAACCAAUGGGAAGAGAACAUCACCUAAGCGGAGACCCUCAUUGGAGAAGAAGAUUGGAAAAGGAACUAUGUACGAUCUCAUUUGUGGCUCACCGAUUCGAAGACCUCAGAGUUCAUAUGAGUUUUUCUGCAAGGAAAUGAGACCACUGGUGUUGGGGGAGAACCCAAGAGCUAGUUUUAACGACAUCACAAAAGUUGUGGCCGAAAAAUGGAGACAGUUGGAAGAAAUGGAGAAAGCAAAAUAUGAGGAGAAAUCAAGGAGAGAUACAGAAAGACAUCGCAAUCAAUUGGAGGCAGCUCAGAAGAAACUAGGCUUCAAGCGUGGAACAGGUUUAGAGGCACCUCCAAGCAAAAAGAGAAAGAUUACUCUGGCAUCGAAUCAGGGACUGAUAGAUAAGAUGCUGCUGUCACAGCAACAGCGGGAAUCAGCCAAUCAACUUCUACCGACAAAAGCUCCUGACAUUCCAACAGUUAAUAUAACAUUCAAUUUGAUUGGAUUAAGAAGAGAGUUUGAAACUCACCAGCAGAAAAGGAAAACUGAUCCUGAUCAAAGACUCAACCUGAUUGGUCAGCUUGCAUCACAUGAUGUGUGGCUGGCUCACCAUGGUAACCAAGUGGUGGUUUUCAACCAAUACAGGGUUGAAGAGACCCUGCUGUUUCACAGGCUACUGGCUCAUCACAUGUUGCCAUGCCAACCUGUUGAAGUCCCUGUUGUACUGUCACCAAGCAUGGUAGGCGGUCAUGACAACUGGGCUACAUUACUUGAGAUGUCCAAACGAGUCAAUCCACCGGACCCUGCCAUGUACUACACUGAUACUAGACUCACAGCCAAUGGAUUCACAAUCAAACAAACAGUGGAUUCAGAAACAGUGGAGGUCAAAGUACAGGUCAUUGCUAUGGCAACCACCGUCAGUUGCUAUGGUAUCCAGGACCUUCAGGAAUUACUGGAGUUAAUAACUACAAAGCAGUCUUGUACUCUGUCGCAGUGCAGACCACUGAAAGUAGCCAACUACCUGAAAGGAGAAGCUGUUCGUAUGGCACGUAAUCUGCCUUCAACCAUGCUAGAAGAAGAUGUUCAAAAUGUGAUUGAACGUAUGAAGCAACUUCCAAACCAGUGCAAGACAUGUCUUCAUAACCAGCCAUUCACAUAUCCAUUGUUUGUGAUAUCCGAAUCUCAAGUGUGAUUUGGGAGGGGGGGGGGGUAUCACGCACAGGGAAAUGCUAAACUAAAGAGUUUUUUUCCAUCUUUAAAUCGGAAUGAAAUAUCCUUUGCAUGCAUGUUGGAAUCGGCAUAAAGGCAUGUGUAACCUGAAAGACUGACACACUAUGGGGGAACUUGUAAAACUAAAGAUUCAAUGGGGAUUAACUAACAAAACUAAAGUAAACCCAGGAUUUUUGAAAGGAAAAGUCGUGAGGAAAUUGAAUUAAUAGAGAUAAGAUUCACAUUCUAGGUUUGAAACCAAAGGAGGACAAAAAGAAUUUAUUUCCAAGAACUUCAAGAGACAACCAAAAUGACCAAAUGAAAAAAAAAAAAACCACGAGAAUUAUGACUAAAAUUUACUAAAACAUAAAGCCAAACCUAAAAUCAGAAACCAGAAACUAAACGCAAAGAUUUAACCUAAAACAACCUAAAAUUGAGACUAAAACCCCAAAGCCGAUUCAAAUCCACUAAAACAACAAUGCGUUGGUUUGACUAAAUAAUUUAAGACCGCAAGUGACCCAAAAGAAAAACUCUUAAAAAAAAAAGAAGACUUUUCCCUAUUAAAACAAUUUUGGUUAAAUUUUACUUAAAAAUAUAUAUAUUUCCUACCUGGAUUCUCCACCAAAAAUAACCUGCAAAAGUGACACACUGUGAGGAACUCGCACUAAACAGACUCUAUUGAGAUUUACUAAUUAAACAAAACUAAACUCAGGAUCUUUGAAAGGAAAAGUCAUGAGGAAAUUGACUUUAUAGAGACAAGUUCCAGAUUUCAAACAAAAGAGAACCUAUUUAUAUGGAACUACAAAUCAAAAACUAAAAAAGCUUAAAACAAAAAUAAACCCUAAAACAAAUAAAAAAUAACUAUAUCAUAAACCAAAGUCUUUCGGCCGAUACAGUGAUUUGUUUUCUUUUUUAUCGAAAAAAAAAUAUAAAUUGUGUUUUAUCGUAAAAAAAAUAUAGGUUUUUGGAUCGUUUUUUUUAAACAUUCAUGCUCUUUUCGUUUGGGUUGUAUUUUUUUCUGAAAAAGUCUAUGAAAUCAUGCAAUACUGAAGAACUAAACAUUUUCGUCUUAAGAAACUUGACAUAAAGAUGCAAUAUUCUUUUGAAUAUUUAAUUUUCACCAAUUCCUCUAGGGUUAUCCAUUAUUCUAAUAACAAAUAUGAAUGUUUCGUUGACGAAAUAUUGGCGUAUUUUAAAAGUAUUAGUAGUAACUUGCAUGGUAUUCAAUUUAAAUGAUUUUCAGAUUGAUAUAAACAUGAAGCUUAUAAUUUAAUUUAUAAAUCUAAUCUAAUCUUGCACCAUGUCCCGAAGGACGUUGGCUCCACGAAUUUUCGCUCUCCAAUCGUGUCUGUCUGGCGCUUGGUGCUGUUAACCAUGAAGUCAUUUGUCCAUCACUUUCUUGGCCUACCCCGUCUAGGCAUUGUUUCUAGCAGGGGGCGUCUAAAACUCUGUUGUUUUCCAUCCUCGGUAUGUGGCCAAACCAGACAAGUUGGGUUCAAUAUACAAUGUAUGUGAUUGACAUGUUUCCGAAACCCAGCGCAGCACACGCACAUUUUUGUUACUUUUCCGUGGUCAAUUUGGAAAGAAAUGAACAUUCACGCCGAAUGUGCUUGGCAAGGGCGUCAGUUGCUUCUCAAAAGUGUGGGCGGGGGACCGGCACUACUGCAAGCGCGAAGCGCUAACGGCUGGGGUCGGGGCGCUCUUAAAGGCCCGGAAAAUUUGUGGACUCUAGACCCUCUGUGGUGCGAUCUAAGAAAAUUUCUGACCACAGAAACCAUUUUUGGGGGGCAAAAUAUCAUCUUUUAAACAUCAUUUAAUUUCGAGUUUGGGGUUAUUGAAUCAGCUCAGUAGUCUGAGCUAUAGUAUUAUUAUAGUAUUAGUUGGCUACAAUUUUUUUUCAGGGACGAAACAAGUGGGGAUGAUAUCCCCCUACUUUAAAAAAAGUGGGGUACCUGCCCCCGUCCCCCACCGAUUGACGUCCAUGGUGCUGGGCAGAAAUUGCAAUAUUCGCAAGCUCUUGAUUUUUGUAUCUAUCUACGACAGUUUAGCGCCUUUUCAAUUCAUUUUGAACAAGCUUUAAGCACAGUUUGGCUAAACAUUUCAUUUUCGAGAACGCGCCUUCCGCUCGACAUUUAUUUAACAAAACUUAUUAAAAAUCGUUCUUUAUUAUGCCAAAAUGUGCUGAGGUUUUGGAAGAACAGCAAGCACUGUAAAUUUUUCGUUUUUAUAACAUUUGUAAAAUUUAGUUUGAAUAAAUUUGUACAUUGAAAAAAUCACAA
Patiria miniata (bat star) is the source of this 5561-nucleotide messenger RNA. Its product is annotated as PMS1 protein homolog 1-like. The transcript has 16 exons. Gene Ontology annotation, cellular component: MutLalpha complex. Bases 116 to 3265 code for a protein of 1049 amino acids. Gene Ontology annotation, molecular function: ATP binding; ATP hydrolysis activity; ATP-dependent DNA damage sensor activity. The record is from RefSeq and is a predicted model, not a curated record. NCBI's taxonomy places the organism in Eukaryota, Metazoa, Echinodermata, Asteroidea, Valvatida, Asterinidae. Gene Ontology annotation, biological process: mismatch repair.